Messenger RNA from Cooperia oncophora, 438 nucleotides. The record is from the annotation of a GenBank genome assembly. NCBI's taxonomy places the organism in Eukaryota, Metazoa, Nematoda, Chromadorea, Rhabditida, Trichostrongylidae.
AUGGAGCUGGCUGGGUUAGCAUGCGCGAAGGCUAUUCAUGCUCAGUAUUCCAAAGGGAAGACACUCGUUUUAUGUGGACCUGGUAACAAUGGCGGCGAUGGUUUUGUUUGCGCUCGACAUCUGCAACAGUUCGGUUUUGAUCCAGUUAUUGUCUAUCCUAAGCCGUCAAAAACGGACCUAAUGACAGCCUUGGUAACACAGUGCACUGGAAUGGGUAUACCAGUGCUAUCAUCACUUCCCACACUCAGUGAGUUUUCGCUGGUCGUUGACGCAUUUUUCGGUUUUUCAUUCAAGCCACCUGUACGAGAACCGUUCGCCGAAAUUAUUGAAGCAGUGACGAAGUCUGAAAUAUUCGUCUUCUCGAUCGAUAUUCCCUCAGGUAUUGAUCUUUUCAGAUUGGAAAUAAGCCUCAUAUUUCAAUAUUCGCGUCUUUCUUAA